Messenger RNA from Cantharellus anzutake, 561 nucleotides. RefSeq lists its product as uncharacterized. Gene Ontology annotation, cellular component: mitochondrion; endoplasmic reticulum. Gene Ontology annotation, biological process: protein targeting to ER. The coding region runs from base 1 to 561 and encodes 186 amino acids. NCBI's taxonomy places the organism in Eukaryota, Fungi, Basidiomycota, Agaricomycetes, Cantharellales, Hydnaceae. The transcript has 8 exons. The record is from RefSeq and is a predicted model, not a curated record.
AUGAAUCCCGCAGUGUCAAACCUCAUGUUCUCUCUUGGGGCAAUGCAAGUUGCCCGCAAAAUACCGAUGGAUGACCUUCAAGUCCUCAACUACGUGCGAGCUGGUUAUGCUGUGGUGCAGCUCUUCGUCAUUGGCAUAUACUUUUAUGUGUCUUCUAUCAUCAAAAAAAAGAAUGACUUAGCUGUGCUUAAAUACGUUGAGCCUUCCCCUCAGUUUUCUCAAGAACCCCCGAAAGUUGUACAGACAACAGUGAAGGAUUAUGACUUAACAGAGGUUUCCAAAGCUCUUCGUGGUGUGUACAUGGGCAUUGCCAUGCUAGCAUUCAUGCACCUCUACCUCAAAUACACCCAGCCGUUAUUUAUUCAGGCUGUCAUGGGUUUGAAGAACCUUUUCGAGGCUAAAGAAUUAGCAAUCCAUCUUUUUGGGAAGAAGGCAGACGGAGAUCUGAAGAGACCCUUCAAGGCGGGACCAGGACUGUUCGGGAUGGAAGCGCCCGGUCCCUCGACUGAUCCAGCCGCCAUCAAGGCGGCCGAAGAUGCGGCCAAGAAGAAGAGUCAGUAG